AUGGUUUCCCGAAUCAUUUGCGCCUUACUUGUCCUGUUCUUGUGUGUACAUGGAUACAAGCUGGUCCACAACUAUGACCACACGAACUGGUACGAGAGCUUUAUCUUUGAGACACUGCCAGACCCAACCCAUGGCUUCGUUGAGUAUGUCUCUCUGGCUGACGCACAGGCACUUGGUAUGACGAAGAUUAUUGGAAAUCAAGUCUACAUGAGCGUUGAUACGACUUACAAUGUCCAACCUCCUACAGCUGCUUUCGGAGGCGGCCGCAAGAGCAUCUGGCUCGAGUCUAAGGAUGAAUUCUUGCAUGGUCUUCUGAUCGGAGACUUUGCACAUGUGCCAGGAAGUGACUGUGGCACAUGGCCCGGCUUUUGGACAAUUCGCAAUAACCCUGGCCCGUAUGGUGAGAUCGAUAUCUACGAGGGCUUCAACGACAUCGAGCAAGUCUAUAUGACCUUGCAUACGGACGGAGAUUGCACCUUCAACCCACCAGCCAACGCUCAGUCGGGUGUAUCCAAUAAUGAUAACUUUGAUUGCCAACUUAAUAAUCCCGUCGGCUGCAGUGUGAAAGGAUCCGUUGGGAGCUACGGUUCGUCUUUCAACGCUCAGGGUGGAGGCGUGUUUGCUAUGGCAUGGACCAGCACCUUUAUCAGAAUUUACUUCUUUUCGAGAAAUGCCAUUCCAGCAGAUAUCAUCGCUGGCAAGCCGGAUCCGAGUAAAUGGGGAAUCCCUGCUGCGGAUUUCGAUAGUCAGUACGGCGGCUGUGACAUUGAUGCGAACUUCCCUCCACAGACAAUCUAUUUUGAUACUACGUUCUGCGGAGCAAACGCAGGCGGAAAGUCCUGGACUGACUGGUCCGAUUGCUCAGCCAAGACUGGCUACUCAACUUGUGAAGACUAUGUUGCGAAUGUUCCGCAUGCGUUCGAUGACGCAUACUGGCUUGUCAACUCGGUGAAGGUCUAUCAGUGA
This is a messenger RNA of Hyaloscypha bicolor E, 966 nucleotides long. Its product is annotated as glycoside hydrolase family 16 protein. The record is from RefSeq and is a predicted model, not a curated record. Bases 1 to 966 code for a protein of 321 amino acids. Gene Ontology annotation, biological process: glucan catabolic process. NCBI's taxonomy places the organism in Eukaryota, Fungi, Ascomycota, Leotiomycetes, Helotiales, Hyaloscyphaceae. Gene Ontology annotation, molecular function: hydrolase activity, hydrolyzing O-glycosyl compounds. The transcript is spliced from 5 exons.